AUGGCUGUUGGAAAGAACAAGCGCCUCUCCAAGGGCAAGAAGGGCAUUAAGAAGCGCACUGUCGACCCCUUCACCCGCAAGGAUGAGUACUCCGUGAAGGCCCCCUCCACCUUCCAGACCCGCGACGUCGGUAAGACUCUGGUCAACCGCACCAGCGGUCUGAAGAACGCCAAUGACUCCCUGAAGGGCCGUAUCUUCGAGGUCUCCCUCGCUGAUCUGCAGAACGACGAGGACCACGCUUUCCGCAAGGUCAAGCUCCGUGUGGAUGAGAUCCAGGGCAAGAACUGCCUGACCAACUUCCACGGCUUGGACUUCACCACCGACAAGCUGCGCUCCCUGGUCCGCAAGUGGCAGUCUCUCAUCGAGGCCAAUGUCACCGUGAAGACCACCGAUGACUACCUUCUCCGUCUGUUCGCCAUCGCCUUCACCAAGAGACGCCCCAACCAGAUCAAGAAGACCACCUACGCUCGCUCGUCUCAAAUUCGUGCCAUCCGCAAGAAGAUGACUGAGAUCAUUCAGCGCGAGGCCGCCACCUGCACCCUGUCUCAGCUCACCCACAAGCUCAUCCCCGAGGUUAUUGGUCGUGAGAUCGAGAAGUCGACCCAGGGCAUCUACCCCCUCCAGAAUGUUCACAUUCGCAAGGUCAAGCUCCUGAAGUCGCCUAAGUUUGAUCUCGGUGCUCUCCUCGCCCUCCACGGCGAGUCGGCCACUGAUGACAAGGGUCAAAAGGUUGAGCGCGAGUUCAAGGACACUGUUCUUGAGUCUGUUUAA
Molecule: messenger RNA, 771 nt
Organism: Penicillium maclennaniae
Lineage: Eukaryota; Fungi; Ascomycota; Eurotiomycetes; Eurotiales; Aspergillaceae
Gene: rps1
Product: 40S ribosomal protein eS1
Exons: 5
Coding region: 1-771 (256 amino acids)
Biological process (GO): translation
Cellular component (GO): ribosome; cytosol
Molecular function (GO): structural constituent of ribosome
Source: RefSeq, a predicted model, not a curated record